AUGACCGGUGAAUUCUAUGGGACGAUCAAGCCACAGGCAAACUUCAAUGCCGAGGAAGCAGCUGACAGAUUGUAUGAAGCGAUGAAGGGCCCCGGAUGCGAUAAGUAUAAAGUCAUCCAGGUGAUUGCGCACUGCAACAAUGCUCAGCGACAGAUGAUGCGCACACCCUAUAAGAAUAAAUAUGGGAAGGAUUUGUCCGAGGAAUUGAAAAAGGAGCUGUCCGGCGAUUUCGAGGAUGUCAUUCUGGCGCUAAUGGACACACCAACCAAAUAUGAUGCCAUGCAGUUACAGAAAGCUAUGAAGGGUCUGGGCACUACGGAAUCAACUCUUAUUGAUAUCCUGUGUUCGCGAAAUGAUGAUGAAUUGGAGGCGAUCAAGAACGAAUAUAAGGAUGAAUAUGGGAAAACCCUUGAGAAUGACAUUGUUGGCGACACCAGUGGCGAUUUCAAGGAACUGCUGCUUGCUUUGCUUAACACUCGUCGUGAUCGGUCCUACAAU
Molecule: messenger RNA, 498 nt
Organism: Gongylonema pulchrum
Lineage: Eukaryota; Metazoa; Nematoda; Chromadorea; Rhabditida; Gongylonematidae
Source: the annotation of a GenBank genome assembly